AUGACGAAUCAGGAGGAGGAGCCGGUCAGCCCGAUGGCGCGUGUAUUCCAAUCACCGAGGAUUGACUUAUGUGCAGUCACCAUUGUGGGUUUCGAAACAAAGAUUAAUCCCGACGUUGUUCUUGAUGCUUUGAAGCAAAAUGUCUCCAAGCAUCCUCGUUUCUCUAGCAUAUUGUCUGAAAAUGGUGCAAAAUGGAUCGAGACCGAAGUCAAUGUAGAAGAUCAUGUAAUCGUACCAUACAUAGAUCCGGAAGAGAUAGGUGGAGAUGGACAAAGCUUUGUUGAUGACUAUAUGUCACGUCUCACAAUGAUCCCUCUUGAUAGAUCAAGACCCUUGUGGGACAUUCACAUCCUCAACGUCAAAACCUAUGAUGCUGAAGCAGUCGAUAUGGUGCUGCUUUUGGCGACUGUGUUGUAUUUGAAGGAUACAAAAACACCACUAAAAGCAGAUGUGAAUACCAGGAACAAUCCAAAGAGAUUUUAUCACCGAAUUAUUUCUUUAGAUGACAUCAAACAUAUCAAGAACGCUAUGGACAUGACUAUCAACGAUGUUCUAUUCGGAAUGUCACAAGCCUCUUUUUCUCGCUAUUUGAACCGACGAUAUGACAAGAGGAAUGAGGAGAAUGGAGCGUUGACAUCGUAUCCGAACAAUCUUCCAGAAGGUAUACGAUUUCGUGUAGCUUGUACAGUAAAUCUAAGGUCAGACAUCGGAUUCAAGGCAUUGUUGGUACAUCUCAUGAGUUAUGCGGAUAAAAUGAUAAUCUCCAUGGCGUUUGAUCCUACCGUCAUACCGGACCCUCACAUGAUUUGCGAUGAUAUGGAAGAAUCACUGAAAGAGAUGAAAGCUGCUCUCCAUGAAAGAGGGUUACUCUAA
Camelina sativa (false flax) is the source of this 873-nucleotide messenger RNA. The record is from RefSeq and is a predicted model, not a curated record. NCBI's taxonomy places the organism in Eukaryota, Viridiplantae, Streptophyta, Magnoliopsida, Brassicales, Brassicaceae.